CUGGCAACAAGUUUUGUUAAUAUUUCAUUUGUGUUCCGAUUUGGUGAUAGAGCUGUGGCAAAUUUAAAUUUUGAUCAACUUUGAAACAACGAUAAUUAUUUUUAGUUUUGAUAUUUUUUUUCGAUUUUAAUAAACUACCUCAAUCUAAACAAUGUCUGAUGAAGAAUUACCUAAGGGAUGGGAAAAGCGUACGAGCCGAUCAACUGGACAAGCUUACUAUUUGAAUUUGUAUACAAAAGAAAGCCGUUGGGAAAAACCAACUAAACCAGCUGAACAAGGGCCUUCUAGUGAGGAAAGUGUUGAUAAAGUUCAGUGCAGUCAUUUAUUGGUUAAGCAUAGAGAUUCAAGGCGUCCUUCAUCUUGGAGAGAGGAGAACAUUACAAGAUCCAAAGAAGAAGCUUUGAAAAUUAUUGAAGAUUUUCAGGAUCAAAUGGAGACUGGUAAAGCUAAUUUUAAAGACUUGGCUUCUAAAUAUAGCGACUGCAGCUCUGCUAAAAGGGGUGGAGAUCUUGGACCAUUUGGCAGAGGAGCCAUGCAAAAACCUUUUGAAGAUGCUUCCUUUGCUUUGAAGAUUGGUGAAAUGAGUGCUCCAGUGUUCACUGAUUCUGGUGUGCAUCUAAUUAUGAGAACUGCAUAAAUUCUUGUCCUUUCAUUAAUGUAAAAAUAAAUGUUCAAUUACUGUUAUUGUUAAAGUAUUACUAUAAUGAUACUCUAUGUAUGUUGGAAUUAGCAAUAAAAGAAGUUGUUUUAUAA
Messenger RNA from Parasteatoda tepidariorum (common house spider), 753 nucleotides. RefSeq names its product peptidyl-prolyl cis-trans isomerase NIMA-interacting 1. NCBI's taxonomy places the organism in Eukaryota, Metazoa, Arthropoda, Arachnida, Araneae, Theridiidae. The record is from RefSeq and is a predicted model, not a curated record. Gene Ontology annotation, cellular component: cytosol; nucleus. Gene Ontology annotation, molecular function: peptidyl-prolyl cis-trans isomerase activity; protein binding.